UCUUUCUUUAUCUUCUUCAAACUUUUACUUUUCGCUGUAUAAACUUGACCUCAAAGUUUGUUUUUCCUACAUUCUACUUUAAAUGCUCUCGUCUCAACUCUGAAAUGCACAGCCACACAGAGGUCCAACUUAUUAUUUGUUUGAUCUUUCCGUUGCUUAAGUUCAACGCAUUGUGUGGCAUAUAAUUACUUGGUGAAUUUAAACACCUUUCAUUUCUCAGAAUAUGCACAUUUUACAAUGAUUUCCUCUACACAUGAUGUCGCCACAAGCAAGAUGAAGCUUAUUCGGGGUGUCUUAUGGGCUGCCAAUGCUUGCCUAUCUCGUUCUUCUCGAUAUCAUCCUCAAGUUUUCAGGACCUUUUCUGCACUUCCAAAUUUUGCCGCUGACGAUAAGCAAAGCACCAACUCAUUUGAGUCUGCUGAAGACUUUCAAAGAUGAAUAUUCGGUGAUAGUACGGGAAACAGGCCAAGUUCAACCUCCUUUUUCAGAAAGCUUGAUAGGGCUGAAAAGUCCUAUGAUAGAUCUGGUCCGGGAUCCACGUUCAGUUCUGGGAACAGAUCUAGUUUACUGGAUGGUCUGGUGAAAGUUUUGAUACAUUAUCAGAUGGGAUGGAUGGUAAGUUGAAGGAAGCAGCCAGAUAUUUUGAGUUUGAUCCUGAUGAAGUAGAGAAAGAUGAUUAUGCUUACAGAGCAGAUAUGACCUUUUGGCCUGGGAAUACUUAUGAAAUCAAGUUAUGAGUAAUGAGUCCAACUGGAAUGUUGCUUACAAACAUACAGAAUGUGAGGUUCCUAGCUAACUUCAUAACGGAGGCUGGAAUUCUCAACAAGAGGAGCAAGACUGGAAUUAGUGCCAAGACUCAAAGAAAGAUUGCCAGGGAGAUCAAAACUGCCAGAGCUUUCGGUCUGAUGCCGUUCACCACUAUGGGAACAAAGCAGUUUGUAUUUGGUAGAACAAUGGAGGACCUUGACGCAGAUUAUGAAUAUGAGAUGUACGACCCCAAUUUUGUCGAUACAGAAGUUGGUCGGGAACCUCUUUAAGAUGCUAGUACUAGUUACUAUUUGUUUUAAUUGACCAUGGUUUGUCCUUGAGGACGUGUAUGUAUUCUCAGUUAUGGCUAUGAAAAGAUGCUCUAUUAGCUGAGAUUUUGUUUCAAAUUACAUAUUGCUUCAAAGGACUGCCCUACAUAAUACACAUAGGUUUCAUUGUAUAUCAAUGAUUUAGCUGUUGGAGCUUUCUUUAGUUAUUGUCUUUUGGACAUUUUCGUAAACCUAUUGGCUCCAAAAUGUA
Lycium barbarum (goji berry) is the source of this 1287-nucleotide messenger RNA. RefSeq lists its product as uncharacterized. Gene Ontology annotation, molecular function: small ribosomal subunit rRNA binding; structural constituent of ribosome. The coding region runs from base 741 to 1037 and encodes 98 amino acids. Gene Ontology annotation, biological process: translation. The transcript has 6 exons. Gene Ontology annotation, cellular component: mitochondrial small ribosomal subunit; ribosome. The record is from RefSeq and is a predicted model, not a curated record. NCBI's taxonomy places the organism in Eukaryota, Viridiplantae, Streptophyta, Magnoliopsida, Solanales, Solanaceae.